CACUGAUGCUGCCCCACUCGCUUCGUGUGCGCCACAGCAGACAGGUUGUCUGCAACAGGGGCGGCUGCGUGGGGGGGUGUUGCAGCUGCUGUCCCACUCCGCGCUGCAGUGCCCGUGUUAACUCAUCAUCUGGGUUUCGACUGGGAAGAUUUAAAAAGAGAAAGAAAGAAAGAAAUUAAGAAAAAAGGGGGAUGUGUGGGGACUUGUUAACACCUGAGAGGACCGAGCGAAGGUAAGACGCGGCGCAGAGAUGAAGCCCCGUCUUCUGGGCGGCGGCAGGACAACCAGGAGACUUUUGUCGGCGUGCCUCAUCUCGGCGUGCCAAGCCCUGCACAGCUGCGGGGGAGUCAAGUGCGUGGACGGCCACCAGUGCUGCCUGCUGCCCGUCCCCGGGAACGGCAGCUCCGGCUCCGCGGAGAGCUGCUGCAAGCUCCCCAUCCACGUCUUCUUCGACAACGUCGGCUGGUUCACGCGGAAGCUGUCGGGCAUCUUGAUCCUGCUGCUGCUCUUCGCCAUGGGCUACUUCAUCCAGAGGAUCAUCUGCCCGCGGCCCCGCCACCGGCACCAGAACCAGGAGCACGCCGAGGAGCCUUCCCUCUUCCACGGACCCACGUCGGCGUCCCAGGACCUCCUGCUGGAGCCCUACCCGGAGGGCGCCCUGGGGGACUUCGCCUCCCCGAACCUGCCGGCCUACGACGAGGUCAAGUACCUGCCCACGUACGAGGAGAGCAUGCAGGAGAUGCACCGCGACCGGGACCGGGACCGCUCCGACGAUGACCUGUUGUCCGGAGCGGAACCGGCGGCGGCGGCGUCCGGAGAGCAGGGGCGGGAUCUUCUGGGGGUGAGCCCCGCAAGGACAUCUCGGAACUCGGUGUGAACAGAGAGCAGGAACUGCCUGAUAGUAUCACUAAUUUAUUACAUUAUCGUCAUCAUCAUCAUCGUGAGAUGUUGGAGGGAGGGGAAGGAGACACAAACUCAAGUGCAAUUAUUAUAAUCCUGAUUGUAAAGAAUAAAGAGGGAGGCUGAGAGUGUGAACGUGUUCUGGAAGAUAA
Poeciliopsis prolifica (blackstripe livebearer) is the source of this 1052-nucleotide messenger RNA. RefSeq lists its product as uncharacterized. The record is from RefSeq and is a predicted model, not a curated record. Lineage: Eukaryota; Metazoa; Chordata; Actinopteri; Cyprinodontiformes; Poeciliidae. The coding region runs from base 251 to 877 and encodes 208 amino acids. The transcript has a single exon.